Messenger RNA from Aureobasidium subglaciale EXF-2481, 900 nucleotides. RefSeq lists its product as uncharacterized. The record is from RefSeq and is a predicted model, not a curated record. The transcript is spliced from 4 exons. NCBI's taxonomy places the organism in Eukaryota, Fungi, Ascomycota, Dothideomycetes, Dothideales, Saccotheciaceae. Gene Ontology annotation, cellular component: fungal-type vacuole; plasma membrane. The coding region runs from base 1 to 900 and encodes 299 amino acids.
AUGUCGUCGAAUCAGUGGGACGUUUGUACCUUUACGACUUGCUCAAUCAAGCAGAGCAUCUUCCAAUAUCGCCCAUCUUUGGCAGCCAACAGUGUCUUCAUUGCACUGUUCGGUCUGAGUCUCAUAAUCCAUGUCUUCGAAGGCGUUUUUUACAAGCAAAAGACUUUCGCAAUGCUCAUGUCGCUUGGUUGCAUCUGCGAGAUGAUUGGAUACGGUGGUCGUAUCUUGAUGUGGAAGGAUCCUUGGGGAUUCAAUGGUUUCAUCAUCCAAAUUGUCUGCAUCACUAUUGCGCCAGUGUUCAUGACUGCAGCAAUCUACGUGACUCUAUAUAGGAGCAUCAUGAAGCUGUCGCCGUCUAGCGCAGCUUUCAAGCCUGCGUUUUACUACCAGAUCUUUGUUCCUUGCGACAUUGUGGCCUUGGUUUUGCAGUCAGUCGGAGGUGCCAUGUCCUCUCAAUCGAGUGGCUCCUCGCAAGCAGGCGUCAACAUUGGCUUGGCCGGCUUGUCUUUCCAGGUACUCACGUUGCUCAUCUUCAUUGCCUUGGGAUGCCAGUAUACAUUGCGCUAUCGUGCGGACGCCAAGUUGGGCAGAGCCAGUAUGAGCAGUCUUGAUGGUCGCUUCAAGUGGGUCUUCGGCAUGGUCUCCUUCGCGACUCUUCUCAUCUUCAUUCGCUGCGUGUAUCGUAUCUACGAGUUGAGCAAUGGCUACCAUGGCGCCGCCCUCCACGACGAAGGUCUCUUUAUCGGACUCGAGAGCAUUAUGAUCAUCUUGGCUACCUUUAUUCUGAACAUGGGCCACCCCGGCAUGGUGUUCAGUCCAAAGUACCAGCAGUCUCACGCUGCUGAUGUCACGGCUGAAAUGAGCGACUCUGGUGUCUCUACCGAGAAAGUCAAGCAUUGA